This is a messenger RNA of Acanthopagrus latus (yellowfin seabream), 2741 nucleotides long. RefSeq names its product exonuclease 1 (gene exo1). Gene Ontology annotation, molecular function: metal ion binding; 5'-flap endonuclease activity; DNA binding. Bases 193 to 2541 code for a protein of 782 amino acids. Lineage: Eukaryota; Metazoa; Chordata; Actinopteri; Spariformes; Sparidae. Gene Ontology annotation, cellular component: nucleus. The transcript is spliced from 15 exons. The record is from RefSeq and is a predicted model, not a curated record. Gene Ontology annotation, biological process: mismatch repair; DNA recombination.
UCUAUCAUUCCGUCAACCCCGCCCUUUCCGUCAGUCUGACGAAUAGAAUCAGAUCAUACUGAAUCACUUCUUUUUGCCGCUAAAACUAAACUCACUUAGGCUUCUGGACGCGCCGAGCUGCCUCCUGUUUGUGUGGAUAAAGGGAACAGAAAUAAAUUUCAGAAUCAGUGUAGUUCAACUUGGCAGCUGAAAAUGGGAAUAUCCGGAUUGCUGCAGUUCAUCAAAGAUGCAGCAGAGCCCAUCAAUGUGAAAAAAUACAAAGGCCAGUCCGUGGCUGUGGACACAUAUUGUUGGCUGCAUAAAGGAGCAUUUUCAUGUGCUGAGAAGCUCGCAAAAGGAGAACCAACAGAUCAGUAUGUACGGUACUGCAUGAAAUUUGUGGACUUGCUGUUGACCUUAAGAGUCAAACCUAUUCUGGUGUUUGAUGGACGAAAUCUGCCUUCAAAACAAGCUGUGGAAAAGUCCCGCAGAGAACGCAGAGAAGCCAACCUUCAGAAAGGCCGACAGCUACUACGUGAAGGCAAAGUGUCUGAGGCCAGAGACUGUUUUACCCGCUGUGUUAACAUCACCCCAGCCAUGGCACACAAUCUUAUUAAGGCUGCGAGAGCAAGAGGGGUGGAUUGCAUUGUGGCUCCGUAUGAAGCUGAUGCCCAGUUAGCUUACCUCACUAAAUCUGGUUUGGCCCACGCUGUCAUCACAGAAGACUCUGACCUGCUGGCAUUUGGCUGCAAAAAGGUUAUCCUCAAAAUGGACAAGCAAGGAAAUGGCUUGGAGAUAGACCAAAGUAACCUGGGCCGCUGUCGUUCCCUGGGUAAUGUUUUAACAGAGGAGAAGUUUCGCUACAUGUGCAUCCUGUCUGGCUGUGAUUAUCUGCCCUCCUUGCAUGGUAUUGGCCUGAGCAAGGCCUGCAAGGUCUUACGGCUGGCCAAAGACCCUGAUAUACUGAAGGUGAUCAGAAAGAUGAGCCAAUACCUAAAGAUGAACCUAGUUGUUCCAGAAGAGUACAUCGAGGGAUUCAUCAAAGCCAAUAACACCUUUCUAUACCAGCUGGUGUUUGAUCCUGUCAAGAGGAAGACUGUGCCCCUCAACCCAUACCCAGAGGACAUUGACCCAGCCAGUCUCAGCUAUGCUGGACUUCGUCUUGGAGAUGACACAGGCUUGCAAAUGGCCAUGGGAAACCUUGACAUCAACACCAUGAAGAAGAUCGAUGACUUUUGCCCGGACAAACCCAUUCUUCAGCCUUCUAAACCCCGCAGUCAUAGCUGGAAUGACUCACCAGCUCCCACUGGGCCCAGUAUCUGGAGUAAAGACUUCAAGCAAGCAAAUGGUGCCCCGUCCCAGAAUGCUGUCCUCCUAGACAGGCCUCUCGCCACCAGGGGGAAGGAGAGAGUCAUCAACCUGGACAGUCUGAGACUGCCUUGCCGAGAACUGCAGGUGAAGAGACCACGAGAAGAUUCCAGUAUAUCAGACCAGGAUAUGCUGCAGCAGUACUCUGCCUCAAGUCAGAAGCGAUCCAGGUCAGCUCAGCAGCCACACAAGCCAACAUUUACCAGGCAGCCCUGGCCACGUAGCUGCCUCCCUACUUUGCUACAGAGGAGGAACCAGGAGGCUGAGGAAGAUGGCCAGGCCACAUGUAGCAGAUUUUUCAGUAGAUCAGGAGUCAGAUUAAGCACUAAGGAGUCUGCGUGGGAGGAUUUACCUCAGCAGUGUGAGCCUUGCCAUUUAAGUCCCACUCAGAUCAACUCUCUCAACACUCAGACUAUUGACAGUGAUGGUCCUGAUGUUUCAUCUGUGGAUACCCCCAGCCCACAUCCAUCACCAAGCACCAUGUCUCCUGGAUCAGCCAGUCAGGGCCCAAGGCUGUUUCACUGGUCAGGGAGCACCACCUCGGACGAGCAAUCAAGCAAGCCUGGCUCUGCUACAGGCCUGGUUGCCCUGCAGCAGUUUCAAUACAAGAAGGACAUUUCUUCCUUUUCGACAAAAACCCACAUAUCCCCUGGGGAAGCGUCAGCCCCAUGUCCAUCCUCCACUGACAGAAACCUAGAGGACAAGGACAACCUCCCAGAUUCCCCUCCAUCUCAGGACAGUGCCUUCUUCUCCCAGUCCCAGCCUAGCCUUGCUUCCUGCUACAACGAGGGAGACUCCACCUUCAGCCCCCCCCCAUCCUACCAGGAGGAUGCUAGAUCUGAUAUGAAUUCAAGCAAAGAUUCUGAGCCAGAGCAGAGUCCCUCGCAUUCAGCAGAUGCAGCUAAGAAUCCUGGCAUGCUAAGAUCAAAGGUCUCAGGUCUGUCGAAGCUUAAAUGCAGCAGUCAGCAUCAGUCAGCAAAGGUGCAAACGUUGGGCCCUGCCAGGGCCAGCGGACUGAGGAAAAGGCUUGUGGGUUGUGGGAGGAAAACCUCCUCCCCCAAUAACGAGAAUAAGCCUGGUGUCCAGGCCACCAUCAGCAGCCUCUGGAAGAACUUCAGCUUCAAAAACCUUGCAGACCUUUGGCAUUCUAGCUGUCAGUUUUUUGAGAGAUGCAAGGAAGAUUACUCCCUGUGAGGACCAAGUGCCCAUGUCUCCAGUCUGAGAAUACCUGCCGGCUAGCUCGUCUCAAACCGACACAAACUCAACCACCAGCUUCUGAUGAAUGCUUUGAAUUGUGGGAGUGAGACUUUUAAACAUGUAUGUUUAUGAUUUCUCAUCAAUUUGUAUUUCUUAAUGUAUAGUUUUAAAUAAAACAUUGCCUUCUGAUCCCAGCA